This is a messenger RNA of Lactuca sativa (garden lettuce), 571 nucleotides long. RefSeq names its product homolog of anti-oxidant 1 (gene ATX1). The record is from RefSeq and is a predicted model, not a curated record. Gene Ontology annotation, molecular function: metal ion binding. NCBI's taxonomy places the organism in Eukaryota, Viridiplantae, Streptophyta, Magnoliopsida, Asterales, Asteraceae.
AACACCCAUCCAAAACGUGUUUCCCCUUUCUCUAUUUAAAUAUCAUCCACCAUCCUUCCCUUCAUUUCACCCAUACCCUCGAAUCAAUCUGUUUAUCCCUUUUCAAAGUCAAAUCCUUUUCUCAGAUUUCUUUCAAAUUCAUCCAACCAUGUCUCAGACUGUUGUUCUUAAGGUUGGCAUGUCAUGUGGUGGCUGUGUUGGGGCUGUGAAGAGGGUUCUUGGCAAAAUGGAAGGGGUGGAAACUUUUGACAUUGAUCUUGAGCAACAAAAGGUGACAGUGAAGGGUAAUGUGCAGCCAGAUGCAGUUCUACAGACUGUUUCAAAGACAGGGAAGAAAACCGAGUUCUGGCCAGUUGAAGCAGCAUCUGCUGUUGCUUAAUCUACAAGUAGUAUUGGAUUCUGGAACUUGAUAUUACAUUCUGUAGUUUGUUUUUAUUUGUGUUUGUUCUAAUUAAUGUAAAGCUAAAACUAUUAUGUCACUAUAACAUUUGGUAUUUUGAACUUGAGAAUAAAUGCACAGCAUAAUUCUUGUGUUGUGAUAUCUCAGAUAAAAAGCUUGGUUUCAUCUUUA